Messenger RNA from Papaver somniferum (opium poppy), 639 nucleotides. RefSeq lists its product as uncharacterized. The record is from RefSeq and is a predicted model, not a curated record. Bases 1 to 639 code for a protein of 212 amino acids. The transcript has 3 exons. Lineage: Eukaryota; Viridiplantae; Streptophyta; Magnoliopsida; Ranunculales; Papaveraceae.
AUGGUAUUGAAGCGAAAUGCAAGUGGCAUCAUGAUUCGAAUUGCAGCGAAGGUAGUUUCAAUUGGCGAGGGUGAGGUUGUCAAGGCCCCUCAGGGUUCAACAAGUGAUUUCUACAAUAAAAGUAUUAUUUUUAGUGAACAUGGUUGUGUCCAUAAGAACUUGGUUAUUGGUGAUGCGGCCAAACAUGGUGAUAUUAUAGAUUAUAUUGAUAUCUUCACUCAACCUGCAUUUGAGCAUCCACUGCUGAAGGAUCAUAAAAUCAAGGCACCAACAAGUGGUGAUUGGUGGUUAUUUAUUGAAAAAGAAGUGAUAGGGUACUGGCUUAAGGAGCUCUUUACUCAUCUAGCACAUGAUGCUUCUAUGGUUAGAUUCGGUGGAAUUGCAGGGGAAGUAUCUGGAGAACCAAGUCCGCCAAUGGGAAAUGGACAUUCUCCUGCAAAACAUUAUGACCUAACAAGGGGAGGUUACAUAAGAGAAACGAUGGUCUUUAAUGAAAAAGGAGUGCCAGUUUACUUUGAUUUUUCUAAAACACUAAAGAAACAAGAUACAACCAAGGAUUGUUAUGACCUUGACUAUUACUCACACAAAGCGUGGAAUCAUAUAAUGUAUGGAGGUCCAGGCGGAUCCAGGUGUGCUUAA